AUGAACAUUAAAUCCGCCACCAAUGCUGAAGCAGCUCCUUCUGUGAUUAAGGACACGAAACAUAAGGAAGACAUCACGACUGAGAAGAAAAUAUCUGAUACGAUGGAGAUAAUGGAAGGAUUUGGUGUUCGUCUUCAUAAGAUCGAAGAAAAGAUGGAUCUGUUGAUCUCAUUGAUUAUGUCAAACCAUGAUGAUAAACGUGUCUCUGUAAAGGCCGAGGCGGAGAGCAUGCCUAUGGAUGAAUCAUACUCUGAUGAGGAACCUGCUAAGAUUGUCUCCCAUGAAAAGAAGGUCGGGGACUACCCAUCUAAUCCUUUUUUCAGUCGUCCUAGUGGUGGUCUUUUUGUCAAUGAAAAGAAGAUCGGGGAAUACCCAUCUAAGCCUAUUUUCAAUCGUCCCGGUGGUGGUCUUUUUGUCGGUGGUCAUUUUUCCGGUGGUCGUUGUGGUGGUCAAGGCCUCUGUACCUUAUGUUGA
This is a messenger RNA of Thlaspi arvense, 474 nucleotides long. NCBI's taxonomy places the organism in Eukaryota, Viridiplantae, Streptophyta, Magnoliopsida, Brassicales, Brassicaceae. The record is from the annotation of a GenBank genome assembly.